UGGACCGGAGAGCAGACAGGUUGCAUUUCAGGACAGUCUCUCCGCCGCUGCUCGCUCCGCUGCGCCCCCCUCCGGCCUGCCGCCGCACUGCCAGGAGAAGCCGUGUGCGCCCGGUGAGCGACUGCCGUUGAAGACACAACAUCGCUGUCUGCACUCAGCCUGACCUGCGACUGGCCAUGGACUACAUGAACAACGCCUCCAACAGCUACAGCUCUGGAGACACCAUGAGCUCCUCCUUAGCCAACAUGACCAUCAACGACCAGCACCACCAGGAGAACGGAGUCGCCAAAAUGAAAGAGGACGAAGCAGCGCUCAGUGAAAUCGGGGUGAAACCUGUGUCUGAACUCUCUCAGCCAGAGAGCAGCCAGUGUGAUGACGAGGUGCUGCCUGCAGAGAUGUCUGCAGAGAAGGGAGGUGCUGAAGCUUCAUCUGAGCUCUCAGAAAUGGAGAGCACCUCGUGUGAAGAUGAGGGGCAGCCUGCAGCAGGAGGAGCAGCUUCAACAGCUCAAGCAAAGAUGGAUAAUGGAGAUAAGACUCAAACUGCCACCAAACCAACCUCUUCCCCUAAAAGACCGUCCAUGUCCGCCAAGGGCAACAAAACACAAGCAUCCUCCCGAAAUGGCCACAGCUCGAUCCCCGUUAAAACCAGCAGCACAGGCCCCGGAAGUGGUGCAAAGUCUCAAACUCCAGGAGCCAAAACUGGCAGAACUGCAGCUCAACCAGCUAGUGCCAAGAAACCCCCUACUCCAAAAAAUGAAAAAGAUGGCCAGAGUGGACAGAGCAGCCCUGGUACCCCCAAAUCCCCCUCUAGCCAAGCGCUGUCUGCAAAGGCUGCCGCCGAGGCCAACAAAGUGAAGAAGAUUGCGGUGGUUCGCUCUACGCCCAAAUCCCCGGGAUCGCUGAAGAGCCGUCCGCCAGCACCUCUGGCUGCCGCCGCCGGGCCGAUGCCAGACCUGAAAAAUGUCAGGUCCAAGAUCGGCUCCACAGACAACAUCAAGCACCAGCCUGGGGGUGGAAAGGUACAAAUCCUUGAUCAGAAGGUGGACUAUAGUAAUGUGCAGUCUAAGUGUGGCUCCAAAGACAAUGUGAAACAUGUACCCGGUGGCGGCAAUGUCCAAAUCCUCGAUAAGAAGCUAGACUUAACUAACGUCCAAUCUCGCUGCGGCUCUAAAGACAACUUAAAGCACACGCCUGGUGGAGGCAAGGUUAAAAUACUUGAUCAGAAGGUGGACUAUAGUAAUGUCCAGUCUAAGUGUGGCUCCAAAGACAAUAUGACACAUGUACCCGGUGGCGGCAAUGUACAAAUUCUUGAUAAGAAGUUGGACUUAAGCAAUGUGCAGUCCCGGUGUGGCUCCAAAGAUAAUAUAAAACAUGUACCCGGUGGUGGCAAUGUUCAAAUUGUGCACAAAAAGAUCGAUCUGAGCAACGUGACAUCUAAAUGUGGAUCGAAAGUCAACAUUCGCCACAAGCCAGGUGGUGGAAAUAUUGAGAUCAAGAACGAGAAGCUGGAGUUUAAAGUUCAGUCCAAAAUCGGCUCUCUGGACAACAUCGGCCACGUACCUGGAGGCGGCCAGAAAAGGAGGGAGAAGGGGAAGGAAGGCGAGGGCAGCACCUCAGACAGCCCCUCCAUCCCCUCCCCUGCCGUCACCCCCCCUCAGUCCCCCCAGACCGUCCCCUCAGCUCCCUCCACCCCCAUCCUGACGAACCCCCUCAUAAAGAUUGAGGACUCCUGUAAGUACCAACCACAAAGCAGCUUCUGGUGUGUUUACUUUUAUAGGAAAUGCAACCUACACUGGGGCAAAAAGGGGGGAAAAAAAUUAAAAUCUGACAGCAAGGGUGCCAGAAAAAAUACAUGUUUAACUAGAAAAGCACUCAGAGUGCAGUACUCCGCCAAGGCCGUUCAUUCCCCCACAUGUCAUUGUCAGAAAUGCAGCAUAUUUUUGUAGAAAUGCAGCAUUUUU
This is a messenger RNA of Amphiprion ocellaris (clown anemonefish), 1961 nucleotides long. It is a transcript of the gene mapta, whose product is annotated as microtubule-associated protein tau a. NCBI's taxonomy places the organism in Eukaryota, Metazoa, Chordata, Actinopteri, Pomacentridae. Gene Ontology annotation, cellular component: neuron projection. Gene Ontology annotation, molecular function: microtubule binding. The record is from RefSeq and is a predicted model, not a curated record. The transcript has 17 exons. The coding region runs from base 177 to 1946 and encodes 589 amino acids. Gene Ontology annotation, biological process: microtubule cytoskeleton organization; neuron projection development.